Molecule: messenger RNA, 2163 nt
Organism: Australozyma saopauloensis
Lineage: Eukaryota; Fungi; Ascomycota; Pichiomycetes; Serinales; Metschnikowiaceae
Gene: ROD1
Product: Rod1p
Exons: 1
Coding region: 1-2163 (720 amino acids)
Biological process (GO): ubiquitin-dependent endocytosis
Cellular component (GO): cytoplasm; cytosol; plasma membrane
Molecular function (GO): protein-macromolecule adaptor activity; ubiquitin protein ligase binding
Source: RefSeq, a predicted model, not a curated record
AUGGUGAAACCCAAGUCAAGCAGCAGGCUGACUGCUCUCUUUGACAUCAGAUUGAAAAACUUAGAACAUGACAUCAUCGUCUUGAAAGGUGAUGAACAAAGCGCCGCUUCCACCUACAUCGAGGGUAAAAUUGUUCUUUCUGUCACCGAACCCAUCUCUGUCAAGAAAAUCUCGCUCAGGCUCUUUGCCACUCUCAGACUACGGUAUGGAGAAAAUGCCAAGCCUCUGCAGAACGUGAGGCCCACCCGUUUGGAUAAGAAGGUGUUUGAGCAUUACUGGGAUAGCACUGACUUCGCAAAGUACCUCUCUGAAAUGGACAACACAGCCGCUGCGACCUCUUCGAUGGGCUCGAAGCCUCACAACUCGCUUCACAUGAGCAAAUCGAGCUCACUCAAGGGCUCCACGACAUCAUUGAAGAACUUGGGCUUGUCAUUUCGCUCGAAGUCGUCCACGUCCUUGAACACUAUCUCCAACAACAACUCCUCAACAAACUUGAGCGGGAAAAACGCUCAGAUUUUGGUCUCUGGUAAUUACGAAAUCCCUUUCAGUGCCAUUUUGCCCGGCGACAUGCCGGAGUCUGUCGAAGGAUUGCCAGGCGCAAGUCUUACUUACAAAUUAGAAUCCACGAUUGAUCGCGGUAAGUUCCACAACAUCAUGAUCGUCAAAAAGCAUGUGCGUGUUGUAAGAACAAUGACCACAGACGCUGUUGAAUUGUCCGAAACGAUGGCUGUUGACAACACAUGGCCAAACAAGGUGGAGUAUUCAUUGAGUGUGCCUUCUAAAGCCAUUGCUAUCGGCUCCGGCACUCCCGUCAGUAUAAUGCUUGUUCCGCUUUUGAAGGGCUUGAGACUUGGUGACAUCAAAAUGACUUUGGUGGAGCUAUACGGAUACAUCGGCUAUCUCCCACCUCCACAUCUGGGAGAACGUGUUGUAUGUGAAAAAGAUAUUCCAAGACCAUCUGAGGAUGACCCUCGCUACCAAAUGGACAAAUGGGAGCUCACCCAUUUCUUGCGCGUCCCGUUGAGUUUGUCUAAAUGUACUCAAGAUCUCGAAGUGCUGCCUCAUUUGAAGGUUCGUCACAAACUCAAGUUUGUGAUCGGCCUCAUAAAUCCAGACGGGCACGUUUCUGAACUCCGCGCGUCUUUGCCUGUACAACUAUUCAUUUCCCCCUUCGUUACAAUCACAGGCUCAGUCGACAAUGAAGACGAUGACGUUGCAUCAUUAGAAGCAACGGGAGAGCCUCACGCAGAGGAAUUUUUAUUCCACUCGGAUUCGCACAAUGCUUCUAUGACUGACCUACAGGAGGCACAGGACAAUGGUGAGGGAUUACGCUCAAAUCCUGGAUCUGUAUCAUCGUUCAGCGGUUUGGCCGCUCCUCCAGUGUAUGAGCAACAUGUUUAUGAUAGAUUAUGGUCUGACAUAUCGCCAAUAGAAUCGCCUAUGACCUCAGGUGCAGCAACUCCUAGAUCGAUUUACAGUCGACCAACUGGCGAGGUCCUGCAAUUCUCAAUGUCAUCAAUCGACACUGCUAAGUUGACAGAAAACUUGAGACAAUUGAGUGUUCAAAGACAGCAACAAGAGUCCGGAGAGGUUGCAAGAUCGAACUCCCAGAGAGGCAUGUUUGAGAUUGAAGGGGAUAGCUCAAGAAAUGGCGAUUAUUUCUCGAGAUCUAGAGCUUCUCUUUCCCCAUCCAUAAGUUCUCUACACAUGAAUGCCUUGAUGUCUCCUCGAGUUGGAUCCCCCGUUCACCUCUCCCGAAGUGGAUCAGAUUUCAAUGUAGACUCUGUCAGUAACAAAAUUCCGACUUACAACGAAGCUUUGAGAGCAGGAGUCGAGGAUACACUUUCACCUGCCUAUCUACCACCAUUACCAGGUUCUCAUAUUGAUCUCACAGAGGUGAACAAGAGAUUUGAGGAAUCAGUGACUAAAUCUCCGGCAGAAAGUCCAUCAAACUCUAGAAGCAGACUGUUCCUCACUCGUGGUGCCAGUUCUUUCAGUUUGAAAGGAUCAUCCAACAACUCUUCUGCAAACUCUUCACCAAGCGCAUCACGAAACGUGUCGCUCAACAACUUGGAGGCAUUUGGACUGGAAGCAAGUCGGUCAGCAAGUGGAAGAGCUCCUAGAGGAUCUGGCUCAGCUACGUUUUCGAUUCCUCAACUGUAA